Molecule: messenger RNA, 1069 nt
Organism: Python bivittatus (Burmese python)
Lineage: Eukaryota; Metazoa; Chordata; Lepidosauria; Squamata; Pythonidae
Product: sulfotransferase 1C2-like
Molecular function (GO): sulfotransferase activity
Source: RefSeq, a predicted model, not a curated record
UGGGUGGCAUUAUACUUGUGGAAGCAACACUUCAGCAGGUUCCCAUUUCAAGUGAUCCUCAAGGGUUGAUUGUCAGAGAAGGCCAGCUAACAUCCAUGGAGCAAGGGAAAGAUCCUACAUCAGAGAAACGCCCUGAACUAGGCGAAGUGGAAGGGUUUCCCUUACCAAAAGACACUUGUAAUGAAUGGGACCGGAUCCAGUGCUUCCAAGCCAAGCCAGAUGACUUACUUCUUUGUACUUACCCCAAAUCAGGUACCACUUGGAUACAAGAGAUAGUGGAUAUGAUCCAACAAGAAGGAGACCUGGAGAAAUGUCAGAGAGCCCCUGUGAAUUAUCGACAUCCAUUCAUUGAAUGGGCAAGACCAUUUCAGACCUCAGGAGUGGAGCAAGCCGAAAUGAUGCCCUCUCCAAGGACCCUCAAGACUCACCUUCCUGUCCGGCUGCUCCCUCAGUCAUUCUGGACAGAGAACUGCAAGUUCAUUUAUAUGGCAAGAAAUCCCAAGGACUGCCUGGUGUCCUAUUUCCAUUUCCAAAGAAUGAACAAAAGAAUGCCUCAUCCUGGAACAUGGGAGGAAUAUUUGGAGACUUUCAUGGCAGGCAAAGUGGCCUGGGGCUCGUGGUACAAUCAUGUAAAGGAUUGAUGGAAAGCAAAAGAUACUCACCGGGUUCUGUAUCUCUUUUAUGAAGACAUUAAAAAAGACCCUAAGUGUGAAAUCCAGAAGGUGAUGCAGUUUAUAGGGAAGCAACUAGACAUGGCAAUUCUGGACAAGAUUGUCCAUCAUACCUCAUUUGAAGUCAUGAAGCACAACCCCAUGGUCAACCGGGCUGGUGUGUCCCUCUCUACCAUGGACCAAUCCAUUUCUCCAUUCAUGCGGAAAGGGACGGUUGGUGACUGGAAGAACCACUUCACAGUGGCUCAGAAUGAGCGGUUCGAUGAAGACUUCCAGAGAAAAAUGUCAGACCCUACCUUGACUUUCACUAUGGAGCUCUAAGGUCCCUUCUGCUUUCACUUCACUUCAUUUGUUUUUUUCCUACCAUAGUCUAACAGUGUUUCUCAACCUUAGCAACA